Lacerta agilis (Sand lizard) is the source of this 4126-nucleotide messenger RNA. RefSeq names its product CTD phosphatase subunit 1 (gene CTDP1). Lineage: Eukaryota; Metazoa; Chordata; Lepidosauria; Squamata; Lacertidae. Gene Ontology annotation, molecular function: RNA polymerase II CTD heptapeptide repeat phosphatase activity. The coding region runs from base 316 to 3258 and encodes 980 amino acids. The record is from RefSeq and is a predicted model, not a curated record. The transcript has 13 exons. Gene Ontology annotation, cellular component: nucleus.
UUGCCUUCGCUGUCUCCAGAGGCGGGCCGGAUUUAACGCGGCGGCCCCUUUAAGCUGGCCCGGGCGCCAGAAAAAAAAAGGUUGUCCCGCGCCUGCGCAACGGAGCCUUGACCUCGCGCUCAUUUGGCGCUGCUCGUGACUACUUCUUGUUAUUAUUUUUUUUAAAAAAAGGUGGUAGUUGGUGGGUGGGGGAGGGGGAAGGGCAACGUUUCGCGUUCGAUUCUCCUCAUUUAACCGGCAGCGGCGCCUACGUCGCCAUAGCGACCUGUCCCUAGCCGAGUCGGGCCCGGCCUGGGAGCCCCAGCGGCCGAGGCCAUGGAGGAACCGGGAGCGGCCGCCUCCUCCUCCUCCUCCUCAGGAGGGGACGCCGCCGCCGCGUCCGAAGUGACGGAGAUCCGCGUCUCCGGCCCGCAGCCGCUGCGGCUCUUGGAAUGGAAAGUGUCGGCCGGGGCCGCCGUGAAGAUCGGUUCGGUGCUGGCGGUUUGCGUGCCUAUCGUGGGCCCGGCCCGGCCUGGAGCCUCGGCCGCCGAGACCGGCCCGCAGCGGACAGCCGAGCGAAAGGUCAAAGCGGAGCGGCCGGGAGUGGUGCGGGAGCUGUGCGCGCAGCGCGGGCAAGUCAUCCCGCCCGGAGGUGUCCUGGUGCGGAUGGAAGGAUGCAGCCAUCCAGUUGUUAUGAAAGGCUUAUGUGCAGAGUGUGGCCAGGAUUUGACACAGCUACGAAGCAAGAAUGGAACACAAAAUAUGCCAGUAUCCACAGCAACUGUAUCAAUGGUUCAUAGUGUACCAGAAUUGAUGGUUAGCUCUGAACAAGCUGAACAGUUGGGAAGAGAAGACCAGGAGAGGCUACGCAGAAAUCGAAAACUGGUUCUAAUGGUAGAUUUGGACCAGACAUUGAUCCAUACAACAGAACAGCACUGCCAACAGAUGUCUAACCGAGGAAUAUUCCAUUUUCAGUUAGGUCGAGGGGAGCCUAUGCUACAUACACGGUUGCGUCCUCAUUGCAGAGAAUUUCUAGAAAAGAUUGCCAAGUUGUAUGAACUACAUGUGUUUACCUUUGGAAGCAGACUUUAUGCACAUACAAUUGCAGCAUUCUUGGACUCCGAAAAGAAGCUUUUUUCCCAUCGAAUAUUGUCAAGGGAUGAAUGUAUUGAUCCAUUUUCUAAAACUGGGAACCUUAGAAACUUAUUUCCUUGUGGUGAUUCCAUGGUUUGUAUUAUUGAUGACAGAGAGGAUGUCUGGAAAUAUGCACCUAAUUUGAUAACUGUGAAGAAAUACGUAUACUUUCAGGGCAUAGGUGAUAUUAAUGCACCGCCUGGAUCAAGGGAAGUUCAAAUGAGAAAGACAGCAAAUCAUUCUUCAAAAGUAGCGGAGGCAUCGGACCCAGCAACAGUAACGGGAGACUCUGAAGAAGCAAAGAAUGUUGGAAAUGUAGACGAACAAAGCAAUGGCAUUCAAAAAUCUGCAAAUGAAGUAAAUGGCAAUAACUCUAUCAGCAGUGAGACUCCAUCCUGGGAUAUGAAUUGCGAUGAUAAAGUUAGAGACUCCUUAAGUGAUUCUAAACAUGGAAUGGAUGUUACUAAUGAUGUGAUGAGUGCCAAGGAAUCUCAUGUGUCUUCAGACGAUGAUAAUAGGACAGUUACAGACAAACAGCAGAUUCAAAACAAGAGUACAAAUUAUUUGGACUUUGAAUUGUCUAGUGAUAGUGAAAGUGACAGUGGGUUGGAUGCUAGGAAAUCCUCCUCCUCUUCUGCUACAGAUAGUGAAAAUGAAGGAAAGAGAAGCUGGAGAAAAUCAAAACAGCCUGUACUAGAGGAAAGUGCAAUGCCUCUGGUAGGAACUGAUACGAAUGUAGAAAAGGACGGACAGUUGAACCAUUCUGCAGACUCUGUAUCCUCACCUAGCAUCAAUCCACAGCCUAAGGCAUUCGAUCUGGAAGCACAUGAAGAGAGUGAACAAGACAGCCUUUGUAGCCUAGGAAAUGGUUGUGUGGACAAGAAAGAGGCAGAGACAGAAUCUCAAAAUAGUGAGCAAUCUGGGAUAACCGUGGGAGAAUCUUUAGAUCAAAGCAUGGAGGAAGAGGAAGAUGACGAUACAGACAGUGAUGACCAUUUAAUAUAUCUCGAAGAGAUUCUUGUUCGGGUGCACACGGACUAUUACUCAAAGUAUGAUAAAUAUGUGAGAAAAGAAACAGAUGAAAUUCCAGAUAUAAGAAAAAUAGUGCCAGAACUGAAACGAAAAGUGUUGUCAGAUGUUACCAUAUUAUUUAGUGGAUUAUACCCAACCAAUUAUCCCAUAGAAAAAACACGGGAGCAUUAUCAUGCUACUGCACUUGGAGCUAAAAUUGCAAAAAACCUAGUAUUGAAUGAAGAUGACCCCAAUAAGCCAACACACCUUAUUGCAGCAAGAGCUGGCACAGAAAAAGUACGGCAAGCUGAGAAUUAUAAAAAUCUCCAUAUUGUAAAUCCAGACUGGUUAUGGAGCUGCUUGGAGCGUUGGGACAAAGUAGAAGAACAACUGUUUCCUUUGAAGGAUGAUUACCUUAAAACACAAAGAGAGUACAGUCCUGCCAUGUUUCCAGAUAUACACAGUGCUUUCCAGACUGCUCUUUUCCACCCAACUCCCAUUCAUCCAAAGUGUCAGCCUGGUCCUGAGGUUCGGCUUUAUGAUCCCAACACCGGAAAAUUAAUUAGGAAAGGAUCUCAAAGCACCAGCCAGUCUUUGUAUAUUCAAGCACCAGCUUCUCCUCUCUCUCUGCCUGUCCAUGGGGAACAUUCCUUAUUCAGAGUUGUUCAACCACACCAACAGCUUUUUGAUGAAGAGGGGAUGCCAGCAAGUGAGAAUGAAGAGCCUGGCCCAUCUAAACGGAAACGCCAGCCAAGUAUGUCUGAAACAAUGCCACUAUACACUCUUUGUAAAGAAGAUUUAGAAAGUAUGGAUAAAGAGGUUGAUGACAUAUUGGGAGAAGGCAGUGACGACAGCGACAGUGAAAAAAAGAAGACAGGAGAUGGAAAGGCAGCACCACAGAGUAAAGCAAAAGAAGCUGUAAAUGUAAAAAUAGAAGAGAGAGCUGCUUCGACAUCUUCAAGUGAAAGAAGCUUGACAGGCAGUGUACCCAGGGGUCAUAAGCGAAAGCUGGAUGAGGAUGACGGUGCCAGUGAAUCUAGUAAAGGGUCUAGCAAUGACGACGAGGAGGGCAGCAGCUCAGAAGCGGAUGAGAUGGCGGCAGCACUGGAAGCCGAACUGAAUGACUUUAUGUAACCUCCAUAUGGGAGGGGACUUGUAAUUAUGUGUUUCUUUUUGCAACCAUUCAGAAUUCCAAUGGUGGGCAUUUCCUGUUUUCCUCUCCAAAAUAAGGUGUAUAUUUUGCAAAGCAACCAAGGAGGUGAUAAUGCAUUAUUUUACAAAACCUGAAAUAAGAUGUUUUUAGGGUGUUUUACUUAAAGGAAUAUAUACUUUUUUAAAGGAAAAGUAUUAAAGGGGGACUUGGUGUGAUGCCAAAGACAAGUUGUGAGCUCUGCAGGACCUUGUUAUAUGAGAGGUUAGUACAAAUAUUUGCAUCAGAACAUUUAAAAAAAUACUGCCAUGACGGCUUUGGGUACCAAGCUUCAGAAAGAAUACCUAAGGAAUAUAUUGCAUGGAUGAAGCAAAAGAUCUUGAUCGGGAUAUGUUUUCUUCACAGUGAAUUCUUAUCAAAUAGAAAGAUUUUUAAAAAUAAAAAUAAAGAACAAUUUAUAUUUGUAUAGGAACUGAGAAUGCUAUAUGCAAGCUUUGUGAACGCUGCACUCAACCUACCUGCCACUUGCUUCUAAGAGAAUAUAUGAUGGUUGAUUCCCAUGUUUUUAAGUUACUUUGUGGACUAGUAUCCUUUAGAGAGAGACCAUUUAGAUUUUUAACUUUACUUCUCUGUAAUUGCAGUUCUAGCACAGGCUAUUCUGUGUAGUAUUGUACUGCCAUAAAACAUAUUCAUGCAUUUUGUGUUAUGUUUGGAAGGAAUUGCUGCUAGCGAAUUCCUGAUAGCAUUUUAUUUCUUUCAAAGGACAGAUGUAAAGUUUUUUGUACAUUCUAUUUCAUAUUUGAUCUACAAAACAGAUUCUUUUCAUUUAAUAAUAAAAAAUACAUUUUGUAA